AGAUAUUGCCGAUUACAGUUUGCGUUUGCAAGCGUUGAUAGCGUUUGUUCAAUGUGAAUUGUGUUUGUAAUGGUUUGUUCAAGAAACUUAAAUGUAACUCCAUGAUAUCAUAUGAUAAUCUUGAAUUUUAUGUUAAUUUAGUGAAUACGUGACAGGUUAAAAAAUUGUCCCUACGCAUAGUUUAGGUUAGUAAUCAUUAAACAGUUUUAUGUAGAAAUUAAGCAAAUUCAAUAUUAUUUGACAUGCUAGUAACGAAUUGGCUUAACUUCAUCUUCGGAUAUGUCUGUGCACUAUAAGUUUAAAAGUGCCUUGGAUUAUGACACGGUCACAUUCGACGGUCUGCAUAUAUCAGUAGGAGAUUUGAAAGCUGCUAUUUCUCAGCAGAAAAGGAUUGGAAAAACAUCUGACUUUGAUUUGCAGAUAACUAAUGCUCAAACUAAGGAAGUGUACAGUGAUGAUGGUACUUUAAUUCCUAAAAACACAUCACUCCUAGUGGCCCGAGUACCACUGUCGCAGCAACCUAAGAAACAGUGGGAAGGCUCUAACAACAAUGCGGCAUUGCACAAAGAUGUCUCGGUUAACAAAGGGCUGGCCGAUCUGUCUCGCAUGGAAGGUAGCGAACAGGAUAAGAUAAAUGCUAUGAUUUCUCAGUCCACUUUUGACUACGACCCUAGCAAUUAUCAAAAAAUUAGAGGACAAAAUCAGAGAGGUGUAGUGCCAUCAAAUUAUGUUUGUUACAAAUGCCAGAAACACGGACAUUGGAUUAAAGACUGCCCUAUAGCAAAUUCGACUGAUCCAAUAGAGAUAAGAAGAAGUACUGGAAUUCCUCGUAGUUUUAUGGUCCCAGUUGAUGGACCAAAAGCCCCAGGAGCCAUGAUGACCCCAAGUGGAACUUUUGCUGUGCCUGCCGUUGAUCAUGAGGCGUACCUGGCGUCGGAGAGCGCGGGUGGUCCGGAGGUGGCGGCCAACGCGCCCGCCGCGCCUGAGCCCACCAUCCCCGACGAGCUGAUCUGCAGCCUGUGCCGCGACCUGCUCACCGACGCCGUCAUGAUCCCCUGCUGCGGCAACUCCUUCUGUGACGAGUGUAUAAGAGGAGCGUUGUUGGAAUCUGAGGAUCAUGAAUGCCCAGAUUGUCGCGAAAAGGAAAUCGCGCCUACAACAUUAAUUCCAAAUAGGUUCUUGCGUAAUUCGGUGUCGUCGUUCCGCAACCAGACGGGCUACAGCCGCCGCGCGCCGCACCGCCCGUCCGCCGCGCCGCCUGCCGUCCCGCACUUGGAACAACCGCCACCGGUGGUGCCGAUGCAGCAGCCGCCGCCGAUGGCCAACAACGGCCCGCCAGGCAUGAAACCUCCUGGCAUGGACGAUCCUGCCAACAUGCCAAUGAAUGUCCCUCGAGGUGACGAGCAACGUGCUAGUACUCCCACUAUUGAUGAAGGAAGGGAUCCCAUGGCAUCCCAGGGAUCUUUUAACCGCGGUGGCCCGCCACCAUUCGUCCCAGGGGUACCACCACCGGGACACAGAUUUAACGAUCCUGGGUACGCGCGCGGGCGCCGCGGGCCCCCGGGGCCGGGCCGGCCGCCCUACGGCGAGCGCUUCCCGCCCGAGCCCUACCAGCCGCCGCCGCCCGGCAUCAAGGACGAGCUCAACGGGUCUCGCUCAAUCUCGCGCGGCCGCCUGCGCCGCUCGCCUUGGUCGCCGCGCCGCCGCCGCACCCGAGACAGGUCGCUGUCAUUGACGAGGUCGCCAUCCCCUCGUCGCCGCCACCGGUCCCCGCUGCGGUACCGUUCCCCGCUGCGUUCACCGCUGCGCUCCCCGCCGCGUUCGCCACUGCGCUCGCCGCCUCGGACGCCGCUCCGCUCGCCGCCGCGCUCGCCGCGCCGCUCCCCGCAUCGCUCGCCGCUGCGAUCACCGAUACGCUCUCCUCGUCGGUCGGCGAUGCGUUCGCCGCCGCCUAGAGCGAUAUCGCCUCAUCGGUACCCCGGACUAUACGACGAGCUGCUGUCGCCGCCGCGCCGAAACGUUGAGCCGCAGUACGGACCCAGGUAUGGACCAAGAAACAAUGGACCACCGCCGAUGUACCCUAACAUGGGGCCGAAACCCAUUCCACCAUUAUCGAGUAUUCCUAUUCAGGACCCGCCUCCAGGAUAUCGCGGUCGAUAUGACGGACCGCCUUUCGAAGACAUUCCUCCUGGACUGGAACCUCCAGUGCCUGGAUUUGAACCUUCACCUUUUGAAAAACCACCUUAUGGACCUCCAGGUCCUGGACCUAUUGAUCGUGAGAGAAUGCCGCCAGCUAAUUAUCGAGAUCCUUACAGAGCACCUUUUGUAGAAGGCCCUCCAGGAUACCGGGAUAUGCCGAUGCCUCCUGCGCAAAAUGAAAUUCCUGUUCACGUAGGUGACCCACCUCGAUACCGUGAUAACUAUAGAGGCCCCGGGCCGUACCGUGACCAGGGCCCGAUGCCAUAUAGAGAAGGACAACCAUUUCGUGAAAUGGGCCAGGCCCCACCAUACCGUGAUCCUGGUUUUAGAGGAGGACCGCCGGCACCCUUUAGAGAAAACUUUAGGAAUGCUCCAUUUAGGGAAGGCGUCUUUCGAGAAAAUCCUCCUCACGGCUUUCGUGAAGGUCCUGCACCAUUUAGGCCUCCAAGUGUUGACCCAAGAGAACCACCUCCUGCAAAUUUCCAUGAUCCAGCUUUCCGCGAUGGCUUUAGAGAUGAAAACAACCCGGGAAGAGAAAUGCGUCCUGGUUAUAGACCUGGGGUUCGUAAUAGAGGUCCUUCAAGGCGCAAUCCUAACUUUGAGCAAGAUAGACACCGAGAACCAGAAGGUCGUGAUAGAGAACGCUUUGGCGAUAUUAGAGAUCCAGCAGAACGGUCGCGUGAUAUUGAGAAAAGAGACAGACUCCGUGAAGACAGGCCACGUGAAGAACGUUCUCGUGGUGAUCGACCUCGUGAUCACGAAAGAAACCGAGAAUAUGAAAAAGAGAGAGAGCGUGAGCAUGAUAGAGCAACACCCGAGAAGAAAGUCCGUGGGUCGCCGAAACGUAAUCGUGAUACACGUGAUAAACGUCGAAGUGAAUCGAGAGGUCGCUCUCGUGAUCGAGACCGUGAUGCAAAGCGAGAUAAGAAAGAAGAGAGACUUCGCGAUAAAACGUCAUCCGAAAGAGCCAAAGAGCAUAAAGACAAAGAAAAGAAAUUGAGGGAUAAGGAAAGAAAGAAAAAGAAGAGAGAAAAGGAGAAAGAAAAAGAUACAGACAAAAAGAAAAAACGAGAAAAGAAGGAUAAGAAAGAUAAGGAUAUCGUUAAAAAAGAAGACAAGGAAGAUAAAGAGGAAGACGAAGUAGAAAAAUCUUCUAAUAAAGAUGACGCCGUAGACGACCAAAACAAAACUGAUACUGAUAAUGUUUCCGAUGAAAACAAGAUAAAUAAUGAACUUGGUGAAAACAAUACAGAAGAAAAACUUGACUCUCCAAAAGGAGUUGUAAAAAAUGAACCUCAAAAUGAUUUAUAUGGCGAUGAACCUGCAGAAGCAAUUGACAAAGAAAUCAUUCAAAAUUACGUCAAAACUGAAGAUAAUGAAGGUGUUAAAGAGGAAGUUACUGAAAGUAACGUUGAUCCAGGACUUAAAGAAGAACCUUUUGAUGGAAUUGAAUUACAAGUUACUGCGGAAGAAUUAGAUCUAAAAGCAGAUAUAGAAGGUACAACCGAAAAGGAAAUGUUGGCACCUUUACCUGAACUAUCAAAAUGGGAAGUUGAUGAUGACAAUAACGAAAGAAAAGAACCAGGUGAAAUAACCUCACCCGAUGAAGAAGAUUCCGGUAAAGUAACUUCAGAAGUUUUGAAGCGAGCUGAAAAUGCAAUAUUUGCAAAGGCUAUUCAUUCUCUCAGACCAAUAGAAAUAAAAAAAAUAAGUGGCGAUAGAGCCAAACUUUAUGACGAUAACGCACAGGCGAAAGGUUCCAUGAAUAAUAUUCAAAUUACCGUUCCGGUAGCAGAUCCCGAACAUAGAUCUAUAGAAAUAAAUGAUAAAACCAAGAAGAGAACUUCUAAAACCCCUCCUCCCAGAUUGUCUGUAAAAGAACGAUUGGGAGGCAAAGUAGAUGAUAUUCGUAGAUCAAGGGAACCUCGUGUUGUACAUAGCACAGUUGAACGAGUGAAGUCUCGGUCUAAAACACCUAAAAAGGAACAACCAUAUCGUAGAGUAACCGUUGAUAGAGAUAGAAGCAAAAAACCGGAAUCAGUCGGCAGAAUGGAACCAAAAGGAGAGAAGCCGCGUUUGAUAGCCGACGCUAGAGGGUUGCAAGAGAAAUUUUCAAGUCGUAGUCCAAAUCGUGAUAAAAAACGAAAAGAUGUAGACAGAGGAAGGGAAUCUAAAAAGAUAAAGUCCGAAUCAAGUGUCGAUUCUCGCAGCCAAGAUAAAAGUACGUCGAGUGUCGUAAAAACGACUGCUGAGCGAGAGAGAAAGAAGUCUACCUUGGAUGAGGCGCACUUUGAGCCUGACUACGACGAGACAGUAGAGUCUGAGCACGAAGGAAAAGACGAUGCUGUGGGUAAAAAACGCGAGCGGUCAAUGUCACAAACCGUAACCAGCGAAGUGAAAAAACCUAAACUAGAAGAAGAAACAAUCAAAUUAGAUUUAGCUAAUGUUAAAAAGAAACCUGAUACCGAAAGUGAAUCCUCGAGUGAUUCUGAUACAUCGUCAUCGUCCUCUUCGGAUACCCGUAAACGUAAGAAGAAGAAGAAGCGUAGCAGCAAGAAAAAGAAGAAGCGAGCCGCUAGCGACAGCGAUAGCGAUUCUGACUCCGACUCCGAUGACCACAAGAAAAAGAAAAAGAAACGUAAGCAUAAGAAGAAGUCGAGUAAGAAAAAGAAAAAAACUAAGCAUAAGUAGUUAAGUCCUAGACAGACUUUGACAAAAGUAUAUAAUAGGCAUAUUUGCAUACCUAUCGGUAAAGCUUCGUUUUAACAUUAUGUUCCUUUUAUUUUGUUUCCAAUAAUUAGGAUUUUUAUCGGAUUACCUUUACAAUUUCUAGAGUAGGUACUGCAUAAAUGCACUUCAUAGUCAUGAAAUGUAAUAAACUAAUUAUUUAAUAAUAAACUAUUCUGGUGGUAUCAA
This is a messenger RNA of Leguminivora glycinivorella, 5115 nucleotides long. RefSeq names its product E3 ubiquitin-protein ligase RBBP6 (gene snama). The record is from RefSeq and is a predicted model, not a curated record. The transcript is spliced from 16 exons. NCBI's taxonomy places the organism in Eukaryota, Metazoa, Arthropoda, Insecta, Lepidoptera, Tortricidae. Gene Ontology annotation, cellular component: nucleus. Gene Ontology annotation, biological process: ubiquitin-dependent protein catabolic process; protein ubiquitination; mRNA processing. Bases 280 to 4890 code for a protein of 1536 amino acids. Gene Ontology annotation, molecular function: nucleic acid binding; ubiquitin protein ligase activity; zinc ion binding.